AAGCUCAUAAUCAAUCAAGCCGCGCCAUGUCGUGUUGUGAGUGUGCAGACCGGGAGGACGCAGCCCGGGGGAGCAUCCUGUACAGCAUCCUGAACAGAGGCGCCCGGUGCCCGCAGGGACUCGCGGAGACGGCCGCUGCGCACCAGCUCUGCUCCUGCUCGUCCAAAAGGAAACUGGUGGCGCUCCGGGCUCCGAGGUUAGUUUUCAAAGCGGCUUCGGAGGUGCUCGUGAAAACUUUCAGAUUUGUGAAAAAUGUCCCGUGUUUUCGGGGUUUGCCGGCGGAAGACCAGCUACGGCUUGUGCGCAACAGCUGGGCGCCGCUGCUGGUUUUGGGCAUGGUGCAGGACUCGGUGGACUUCGACACGGUGGAGACGCAGCAGCCGAGUCUGUUGCACACGAUUUUGACGCACAGCAGAGAGCGGCAGCAGUGGAUUCAAGACCCGGGGGUGCCCGUGAGUGACGCAGAGGGGAUCAAAAGGUUUCUGGUCCGGUGUAGAGGACUCCGGAUCAGCGUCAAAGAAUACGCGUUUCUGAAGGGAGCGAUACUGUUCACCCCGGAGGUGACAGAGUUGGAGUGUCGCGACUACAUCCAGGCGCUUCACAGAGAGGCUGAGCGCGCGCUGUACGAGCACGUGAGAACGGUGCACCGGGGUAGAGCGGGUCGCUUCGGCAGACUGCGCCAAGUCCUCAACGCGCUGCGCUCCAUGGACCCGGACGCGGUGGCGGGACUGUUCUUCAGACCCGUGACUGGGACGCGCAGCAUAGAUGAACACGUGCUCGGGAUGUUUUAUGAGCGACAGAACCCAAAAUGAAGGAAGAGUAUGGAAAGCCAGAUAGUUGACGUCGUUUACGCAUUGAUUACGCAUUGGUUACGCAUUGGAAGUCACGUAUAUUUGAAUUAGCCGGCUUUCCAUAGAGACAUUUGGGACUGAAUGUCAUGUAUUUAAACGUGUGUCUUCUUCUUUUCAAUUUAAAGAACUUGUUGUCGCCUGCACAUUAUGAAUCCUGCUGCACAUCAUGACUUUUUGUAAGGACUCACACACACACACUGACUGACCACGAUCACUUCAAACCUCUGUGCCGUUACCUUCUGCCAUAUUCCAAUCCUCAUGUGUGACAAAAGCUGUAACGCAAACAUCUGUUUAAACACUAGGACCUCGCAGUCCAGCUCCAAACAUCCGUCAAUACUCUCAACAAACUUUCAGCAUCCCAUGACGACGAGACAACCACAGCAAACAGAGCAAAGCAUGAGCACAGGAGCACUGCUGCUACUCAUUGCCCACUUUGAAAGCAGACUUUAAAUUCUGUAUCUGAGCUCACAUACACUCUUCAUCACACCUCCGAUAGCUGCUAGACGAGACAGACCGGUGGGUUUGGUCUCUGUUCUUCAGUAAGGGCCUCCUUUCAUUAAUAUCAUCAGGAGCCCCCGCUGACCUGUUUCUUUUCUUCCUCCUGCUCCCAGGUGCCGGAGGAUGCCGCUACCUGGGAAAUAGCUGAAUCAAACCACAUGAAAUGAUACUGCAGAUUACCCCCCACCUCAUCCCUCCACCCACUGUGUGUUCAUAACAAAUUAACUUUUCAUGCUGAAUCACCUCCCAUGACGCACACUUAUUUCCCAUCUUUGUCUUAACUUGGAGAUGUGAUUAGGACGGGAUGCUCUGUGCCCAACCACCACAUCACUGCUUCUGUUUCCCACAUUUCUAAAGGCUGUUGUUAACAUUAUGUGACCGCUAAAACAUCUGAAUAAAGGGAUGUUAUACAGAAACGCCGCAGCAUUGUAAACCGCUUCACAUUUCAUGCGCUUCUCCACUGGAAGCUUUUUCAAUCUUUCCCUCAAGGCUACCAGCUCUGCAUUGUUAAAAGUCAGGUAUCAAAGUCUGAAAGUUAACAACUCCACAUUUUCUGCUGCUUAUGACAAUGAGCAAAUGCUGAGCACAGCUUCUGAGCUUGUUCGCUCAGGGCUUUUCUUUCCUCUGGAUGCAGCCUUUCAAGGCAGCAAUAGACAUUUAAGCUCAGCCUUGAGU
Molecule: messenger RNA, 2024 nt
Organism: Larimichthys crocea (large yellow croaker)
Lineage: Eukaryota; Metazoa; Chordata; Actinopteri; Sciaenidae
Product: nuclear receptor subfamily 0 group B member 1
Exons: 2
Coding region: 27-812 (261 amino acids)
Biological process (GO): negative regulation of transcription by RNA polymerase II
Cellular component (GO): cytoplasm; nucleus
Molecular function (GO): transcription corepressor activity; transcription factor binding
Source: RefSeq, a predicted model, not a curated record